Messenger RNA from Dromiciops gliroides (monito del monte), 351 nucleotides. RefSeq names its product 40S ribosomal protein S23-like. Gene Ontology annotation, molecular function: structural constituent of ribosome. Bases 1 to 351 code for a protein of 116 amino acids. The record is from RefSeq and is a predicted model, not a curated record. NCBI's taxonomy places the organism in Eukaryota, Metazoa, Chordata, Mammalia, Microbiotheria, Microbiotheriidae. Gene Ontology annotation, cellular component: ribosome; cytosolic small ribosomal subunit. The transcript has a single exon. Gene Ontology annotation, biological process: translation.
AUGGGAAAGUGCCAUGGGCUCCGCUUGGCCUGGAAGCUACGCAGCCACCAUUGGGACCAGAAGUGGCAAGACAAGCAAUACAAGAAGGCGCACUUGGGCACGGUGCUCAAGGCCAACCUCUUCAGGGAUGCUUCCCACACCAAGGGGAUCGUCCUGGAGAAAGCGGGUGUGGAGGCUAAGCACUCCAAUUCUGCUAUCAGGAAGUGUGUGAGAGUCCAGCUGAUAAAAAAACGGCAAGAAAAUCACCACCUUUGUUCCCAAAAAGGCUGCUUGAACUUUAUUGAGGAAAAUAAUGAAGUGGCUGGCUUUGGCCAAAAGGGCCAUGCUGUCGGUGAUAUUCCUGGAGUCUGA